This is a messenger RNA of Cladocopium goreaui, 2049 nucleotides long. The record is from the annotation of a GenBank genome assembly. NCBI's taxonomy places the organism in Eukaryota, Dinophyceae, Suessiales, Symbiodiniaceae.
AUGAGAAAUUCGGCGAUCAUCGCUUUGGCGCUGGCAGCGAUCGUGGGGGCUGACAAAUCAUCUUAUGCCGCUCCCAUCUCUGCCCGACUGACGCUCACAACCGGCUCUGGGGUGGACCUGUUCCUUAAUAUUCAAAAUGGUGCGAUCACCGCGUCGGUGCCUUUCGAUUUGGUCGGCACACUCGAUAUCCAAGUUGAAGAUGCGCUCACUUCGCCCAGCUCUAACGACACAACAGGCCUGGCCUUCUUGGGGGCCGAUAUCGCCCUCUCCGAUCGAACGAUCGACAUUUCAGCCGGAAUCUUUGGAGGCAUAGAAGCGGAAAUCUCGGGGGCUGAAAUCAACUCGCUAUCCAGCAACGGCUACAUCCCCUUGAAUUCAACGAAUGGCUCACUCCCUUUCGAGUACGCAUUCGAUCCGAGCGCAGGCUCGCCCACCGAACUGAGCCUCGACGAAGGGUUAUUCACUUACAUGGGAACCGGGGCGCUUACCGCCUUGAUCGGCUCAGUUACGCUGGACUUCGCGACCAAUCCGAUAAAUGAGGAGCUGGGUCCAGUCGGUCAAAUCGGGAUGGUUACACAAGACAUAAUCAUCAGUGAUGGCGACCGAUUCAUCACGGUGUCCGCUCCGAUCACGUUCGGCGACGCACUGGUAUCCGACCCGGUACAGGUGGACGCAAUGCUUAGUGGAGUGAUUGUGGCCACGGGAAGAUUUUCACUCAUCCCCGAAACUGGCUUCUUCCGACAAUACCUCUUUGCUCACUGGGGCAUUCCGCCGGGCGUGGUGUCUGCGGGAUGCCCUGAGGUUGGUUGUGGAGAGUGGUGCGUGAUGGCGGCGAAGAAAACUUGCGUGUUGGCGUAUUCCGGCGGGCUCGAUACCUCGGUCAUCCUCGGCUGGCUGCAAGACGAAGGUUACGACGUGCAUGCCGUGUACGUCGACUUGGGUCAACCUUGCGAAGACCGCGAGGCCACGCUCACCAAGGCCCGCGAUUGUGGGGCCGCCAGUGCGCGGAUUGUCGACGUGCGGGAAGAACUCUGUCGCGACUUCGCCAUCCCCGUCAUGCAAUGGCAAGCCCGCUACGAAGGCAUCUACCUGCUGGGCACCUCGGUCGCCCGCCCCAUCAUUUCCAAGGCCUGCCUGCAGGUGGCCCGCGAAGUGGGGGCCGACGCCUUCGCCCACGGAGCCACCGGCAAGGGGAACGACCAAUGCCGGUUCCAGCUUGCGGCCGAAGCCCUCGACCCCGACGUGAAAGUGAUCGCCCCCUGGCGGAUCGAAAAGUUCCGCAACCUGUUCCCCGGCCGCACGGAGAUGAUCGCCUUCUGCGAACAGAAGAACAUCCCGGUGAAGGCCACCACCGCCAAGCCAUACAGUUCCGACGAGAACUGCCUGCACAUCAGCUACGAGGCCGGCCGUCUCGAAGAGCUGGACGUCGACGGCUACGAAGUGGUUGACUUCGGCAUGACCGUCUCGCCGCAGGAAGCCCCCGACAAGCCCGAGAAGGUGAAGAUCGACUUCGCCGCCGGGGUUCCGGUUAGCGUUAACGGCAAGAAGUGCACGCCGCUGGAAGCCAUCGAACAGCUCAACGAAAUCGGCGGCCGCAACGGCGUCGGCCGAAUCGACAUCAUCGAAAACCGCUUCGUCGGCAUGAAAAGCCGCGGCGUGUACGAAGCCCCCGGCAUGACCGUCCUCUACGAAGCCCAUCGCCUGAUCGAGCAACUCACGCUCGACCGCGACCUGACGCACCUUCGCGACCGGCUCUCUAUCGAUGUGGCCGAAGACGUUUACUACGGCUUUUGGUACACGGCCAAGAUGGACGCUUUACUGGCCUUCAAUCAACAGGCCCAAAAGGUCGUCAACGGCACCGUCGAGUUGAACCUGUACAAAGGUAACAUUCUGGUGUCAUCCCGCACCAGCCCCAACAGCCUCUACGAUGCGGGCAUCGCCAGCAUGGAAGGCGGCGGCUCCUACAACCAGACCGACGCCGAAGGCUUCAUCCGCAUCCAAGGCCUCCCCUCACGCGUACAAGGCCGCGUAAACCCCAGACCGCUGUAA